This is a messenger RNA of Symbiodinium necroappetens, 3135 nucleotides long. Lineage: Eukaryota; Dinophyceae; Suessiales; Symbiodiniaceae. The record is from the annotation of a GenBank genome assembly.
AUGUUUCCAUGGGGCCGGCUGCCAGGAAUUCUGCCUGUAUAUCUUGAUCACGUCCUAUUCCCGACGCUGAAGGACAGCGGCUUCAUCACCGAGAUACACCACAUCACGGGCGAGGGAAGCGAUGCUGGCGUGGUGUACUGCGAGAUGCAAGCCAGGGAAAACGAAGCCGGCGACAUGUGCGAUCGUGCUAUGCGACUGGCGGUGUAUCCCGGUCGCUGCAGCUACAAGUCUGAAACAGGUGGGAGGCUUAAGGAGCUGCGCGACCUGACUAACAAGACGGUUCAGGACUACCACUCUGCCUACUACAGGCCGGACAACUUGUGCGUCAUCGUCACCGGCCAGGUGGAUUUCAAAGAUCUCUGCCAGGCCUGCCAACCAACGGUGGCUUCCAUCAUGGCAUCCGAGCGGAUCCAGAAGCUGCCAGCUUUGGAGAGGCCAUUCUCUGGCCCAGUGCCGAUGCCCAAGGAGCAGCAGAGAGUGAGGAUGGAGUUUCCUGCUGAGGAUGAGACCAGUGGAGGCGUCGUGGAGAUGUGCUGGCCUGGGCCAGCAUGGACGGACUUCCGAAAGGUGGUGGCCCUCAAGGUGCUUCUGGCUUACCUGUGUGAGGAUUCGAUUUCGCCACUGCGGAAAGCACUGGUUGAAACGGUGCCCCCACUUUGCGGCAAAAUUUCUGAGGGCCUUCACGAUUACAAGCAGGAGCUCAUCAACAUCACUUUGGACAGCUGCGACGUGGAGCAGCUUUCGAAACGCGAUGUCACAGCAGAGGUCCAAGCUGUCUUCACCGCAACAGCUGCCGAAGACGGAUCGGGAAUUGAUGUCGCCCGGAUCCGCAGCGUGAUCCGCCAGCAGCAGCGCCGUCACCUUUCCGCUGUGGAGUCGAAUCCGCACGAUCUAUUCAGCGGGGAGAUCAUCGGAUCCUUUUGCUACGCUCCGGACUUUGCGCCGGGAGUUUCGGACAACAAGGGCGAGUCAGUUCGGGCCCGACUUGACUCGCCGGCAGCUCUCGAGGCUCUCCUCGAGUGGAAGUCGAAAGACUGGGCGGCACUUUGCAAGGAGUUCCUCGUCUCCUCCUCCAACCCAGGCGUCACAGUUUGCGGCUUCCCCUCCAAGAAGUGUGGAGAGACGAUACAAUCGGAGGACGCUGCACGCAUUGAAGCUCAGAAGACGGCGCUUGGUGAGGAGGGAUGCAAAAAAGCCGGCGAAACUGUGGCCGCAGCAGAGGAAGAGAACGAUGUUGACACGCCUGAGGAGGUUUCCGCCGAGUUCCAAGUGCCGGACGUCGGGAAGGUGAAGCUCAUCGCUGCGUGUCUGCACGACCGUGUGGAUGUGUCCACGGUGACGGUGAAGGGUGGAGUCGUGGAGGAGGUCUAUGGCCAGGAGGCAGCCAAGCUCAAGGCGCUCCUGGGACAGACGCCAUCGAGCGAACUGCCUUCGCUGGCUUUCCAGUUCGACCACGUCCCAGGAGCUCAGUUCGCCAAGUGCCACGUGAUGCUGCCCCUGGCUGGGCUCACAACGCGGCAGCUGGAGCUGCUGCCUCUUUGGGUGGACACCGCCUUUGAGCUGCCCUUGGCGAAGAGCUCACUCGGAGAGGCCAUCAGCUACGAGGCAGUCGUGCAGCUCUUGACAGAUACCGUGGUGGAUCAGAGCUGCUCCGUGGGAGUCGGUGGCGGUCGCUUCCGUGCCGGCCGUGCGGGGAACAUGCUCCACAUGUCGCUGAAGGUUGAGCGCAGCCGCUACGCCGAAGCUUCGAAGCUGCUGGGGCGGCUCGUGGCUGAUGCUGAGUUCUCCGUAGAUCGCCUCCAAGUCGCCGCCAAGAGGAUGCUCAACGACAUUCCCAACCACAAGCGGAAUGGCAGGGGGCUCAUGCGACUCGCCGUUGCCGCUUUCGACUUCUCGGACGACUGCGCUGUGGGCACAACGUCUGUUUUCCGGGUGGAACAGCUGCUGAAGGCAGUGGCAGAGGAUCGCGCCGUGCUGGGGCUCGUAGCCUCGGAGCUUGCGACGUUGCGGAGCGCUCUUCUCGGUGUAGCCGGCCAGGCCCGGGUUGCUGGGGACGUGGCAGCACUGGGCGACAUCUUCGGCCCCUGGUCGAGCGGACCAUGGGCAGCGAAAUUCGGGGGGUCAGGUGGGUAUAGCAACGGCACUUCGGCGCGGCCUUUGCUUGCAAGGGAGCUUCAUGCUCUGGAUGCGCUGAAGCCUCCCGAUGGGUCGACUGUCGGCUGCCUGAUCACCAGCUCAGCCGAGGAGUCGAACUACUGGCUGCUAGAGCGCACAUCCUUCUCCGACCCGCGCUCGCCGGAUUUGCCUCCACUUCUGGUUGCCAUUGAGUACAUCACUGCUUUGGAGGGACCUUUCUGGCGCCAGAUUCGCGGAAAGGGCUUUGCGCCGCCAAACUGCAUGGUCAGGUAUAGCUACGGGUUGAGCCACGACCUCGACAAUGGAAAGCUCACCUUCAGGCUGUUCAAGGCCACGAACCCGGUGGCUGCUUACCAGGCAGCCCGGACCAUCGUGCAGAAGCUCUGUUCCGAAGGCCCGCGGACUCGGGAUUAUGGGUCGGCAAAGAAGGAGGGAGAUGAAGGCGAGGAGGAUGAUGUUGGCUUGGAUCCCAGCGCUUUGGAAGCUGCACAGAGUGGCGUUCUGUUCGGCUUGAUCGAGCCUGUAGACACCGUCCCAGGAGCUAUGGGAGAGGCAUUUGCCAACACGCUGCAGCGAUGUCCGCCGGAUCAGCUGCAAUGGUUGCUGAAAGCCGUGCAGAAUGUGACAGAGGAAUCCGUCCAGUCUGCCAUGCAGAAGCACGUGCUUCCCUUGUUCGACGGUUCCUGUGGACGUACGGUGUCCAUGGUUGCACCGGCGCAGAAGCGCGAAGAACUCGAGGAAGCUGUGGCCAAGCUGGAGCCGCCGCUCAAGGUGCGUCACUUGGAUGUCGAUGCUUUCGUAAAUGUCCUGGGCACGGCCAGCGGCUUCGCGGAGCUGCGGAGGUCCUUGAGAGAACUGGCCUCGUGCCUGGGCUUCAUCAGAUUCCAACCUCAUUCUAGCGGUGUGUGCGCUGCAAGGUUGUGGAUGUCUUUCGUUGUUGUCUCUGCUGCUUGUACUCUGCGAGGUAGAAUCGACCUUGUCCGCAUCGGUGCGACUUGA